This is a messenger RNA of Colletotrichum aenigma, 8451 nucleotides long. It is a transcript of the gene ccsA-0, whose product is annotated as Polyketide synthase-nonribosomal peptide synthetase. The record is from RefSeq and is a predicted model, not a curated record. Gene Ontology annotation, biological process: amino acid activation for nonribosomal peptide biosynthetic process; secondary metabolite biosynthetic process. The transcript is spliced from 4 exons. Gene Ontology annotation, molecular function: phosphopantetheine binding; catalytic activity. Bases 1 to 8451 code for a protein of 2816 amino acids. Lineage: Eukaryota; Fungi; Ascomycota; Sordariomycetes; Glomerellales; Glomerellaceae. Gene Ontology annotation, cellular component: cytoplasm.
AUGGUCUUUGAUUCAAGGUUGCGGCAACUACCAGAGUCAAUCACAGGAGACGUGGAGGUAUUUUCGCCCCCGCGUAAUCCCGACAGUGAUGAUGAUGUCGCCACGUUGAUUCAAGUGGAAAACAUCAAAGUCGUUCCACUUUCGCCCGACAGCGCCGCCUCCAACCGACAACUCUAUUCCAAGACCGUUUACUACCCAAUCACGGUUGAUGGUAUGGAGGCAUCUGGAGGUCGGCUCCCCACUGAUCAGGAGCUCAAAAUGGCUUGGGACCUGGGGCGUGUCGGCAUCUACUUUCUGCGUGCCAUCGAGGAACAGUUUUCAGAUCCUGAGUCGAGGAGCAACAUCACCGUACAUCACCAGUAUUUCUUUGACUUUAGCCGUGACAUUCUUUCUCGCGUUUCUCAGGGUAGCAUGCCAUAUGCCAAGAAGGAGUGGUUGAAUGAUACCUGGAGCGAUGUUGCUCCCAUCUUUCACCGAUAUCCAGACAGUCUGGACCUUCAACUAAUGCAAAAGGUCGGAACCAACAUGGCUGCGGCGAUUCGAGGGGAAGCCAAUAUGGUGGAGAUUCUUUUCAAGGACGACUUCAUGGACAGAUUCUAUGCUGGAGCAUUGGGUCUUGACCUCACCAUGGACUGGCUUGGGCGCAUAGCCUUACAACUCUCCCGAAGAUAUCCCCACAUGAAGAUGCUGGAGCUUGGCGCUGGCACUGGUGGCGCUACCAAGAGUAUCUUCAAACAUAUUGGCAGCCAGUUCUCUUCAUACACCUUCACCGACAUUUCAGCUGGGUUCUUCUCAACAGCCAUGAACGUCUUCAAGUCUCCCAAGAUGAUCUUCAAGAUCCUGGAUGCCGAGCGGGAUGUCGUUGAGCAGGGGUUCCAGGAGGGUUCCUACGAUUUGGUCAUUGCCUCAAACGUCUUGCACGCCACCGCUAAGCUCGACGACACGCUUCGGAAUGCGAGACGGCUUCUCAAGCCAGGAGGCUAUCUCCUGAUUGCCGAAGUGACUUGCGCUGAUGUGGUCCGAGUACGAUUGCCAUUUUCGGCCCUUCCAGGCUGGUUCAGGGGACAUGAUGAUGGUCGACCGCUGACGGCGACAAUCGACACUACGGAGUGGCAUCAACGACUUUCUCGCACGGGUUUCUCCGGCGUCGAUGCAGUUACACCGGAGUUCGAACCACUGGCCUGGCCGUCACUCAUCAUUCUGUCUCAGGCCGUGGAUGACAAGAUCAAUCUUCUUCGAGAGCCUCUUUACCACCAGCCAUUGGAGGUACUUACCUCCGAUGCGAGCAGUGCUCAGGAGUCCCAAAAGCUUGUUCUUGUCGGAGGCCAAACAAUGCAGUCUUGUAGCCUGAUAGGACAACUAAGCCGCAUCCUGGCUCCGUGGUUUGCCGGCACCAGCAUCGUUCGUGUCCGCUCACUCCGGGAUCUCGGCAAACUCGAGUCUCUCGGGCCAAAUUGUUGUGUCAUUAAUCUGGCCGACCUAGACACUCCAGCCAUGAGUGAUCUCUCGGAUGAGUCCUUCGCAGGACUCAAGAAGCUGGUGGAACGACCCCAGUGCCUUCUGUGGAUCACAAGCGGGUGCCAAGAACAGUCACCUGAGAUGAAUAUGAGUAAGACUCUUGCAGAGAUCGAGCAAGGUGACCAUUCAUCGCAAGCGCUCUUGUGGGCUCGUGAGCACGAGCUUAUGCUGGAGAACGACAUGCUCAAGGUGCCUCGCAUCGCCUACGACCCCGCUAUGAAUCUGAGAUACACUGCUUCCCGGAAAUUGGUCACGGAGUCUACGAACUCCCAAAUUACUCCGGUACAUCUGCGCUGUUCCGGCACUUUGUGGAAGUUUCACAAACUUGCCACGGUUGGCCCCUUAGUAGAAGCUGAUAACUGGCUCAAAGUGACUGCAUCAUCAGCCGCACCCUCCUAUGGUGGGCUUUACACUGUCCUGGCUGCUCCUACCGGUGGCAAUGCUCCGGCUGUAGCAUUAUCAACCGUCAAUGGCUCUCUGCUUUCGCCUCAAGAUCUCGCAGCUAAUCUUUCUGUUGAUGUUGAUGUGGGGAACCCGAACGAAUUUCUAUCAGCACUGGUUUGCCAGCUGCAGGCAGCCAGCAUCUUGGAUGCUGUUCCCCACAAGUCCUCGGUCAUGCUCUAUGAGGCAGAUGAGGCGCUUGCUGCUUCCGUUCUCUCGAAGGCUUCAGAGAAGGAACUGACAGUUACUUUUGCCUCAAUCUCCGUCAGUCCAGGCAAUCUGAAAAAGACAGAAAACACCUCAUGGGUCAAGAUCGAGCCACACUCUUCGCUCCGAAUGAUUCGUUCUCAGCUGCCACCAAAGGUGGAUAUUAUCGUGAACUGCGUUGAAGCUCGCAACAUUACGCUGCCUCCGACCCUUCUCAACGCUCUUUCCCAGCGAUGUUCGAAGCUGGCCCUGCUCGAUCUUGUUCAUCAGAGACCUACGCAUUCCUUCAAUCCCCUCGACGUCCUGACGACUGCCCUCAAACGCGUGUCUGGAAGUGUCAUAAACAGAGCUUCUACAAAAGCAAAGUCUCUACAGAACCUUGACCUUUCCGAAGAUCUGGACAUCGGGCUCUCUGUUGUCAUUGACUGGAGCUCGGACAGUGGUUUGGUUGUGCCAGCGGUUGUACCGCCUGUGAGCAACUACCUCUAUUUCAAGCCCGACCGCAAUUAUGUGCUCUUUGGACUGACAAGCGAUCUCGGACAAUCUUUGUGCGAUUGGAUGAUUAAUCAUGGGGCACGCCAUCUUGUGAUGACCAGCCGUAGCCCCAAUGUUGGCUCGAACUGGUUACGUGCUAAACAGGAGGCCGGAGUCGAGAUCAGAAUCUUUGCUAAUGAUAUCACCGAUGAAGCCGCUUUGCGUGGCGUUGUCGAAGACAUCCGCACUAGUAUGCCCCCAAUCGCUGGCGUCGCCAACGGAGCUAUGGUACUCCGCGACAAGCUGUUCAUGGACAUGCCACUCGAUAUGAUGACACAGACCCUACAUACCAAGGUCAAAGGUAGCAUCUACUUGGACUCAAUCUUUGGCGAAAAGUCCGAGUUCAACCUAGAUUUCUUUGUCUUCUUUUCUUCGAUCGCUGCCGUCACCGGAAAUCGAGCGCAGUCCAACUACAGUGCCGCCAACAUGUUCAUGACCGCCUUGGCCAACAACAGGCGGGCGCGGGGUCUCCCAGCGUCUGUCAUGCACAUCGGCGCAAUCAUGGGCGUAGGGUACAUGGCUCGCAGCCUCACACACGCUAUCCUAGAUAAUCUCUGGAGCGCCGGCGCAACUUGGAUCUCAGAGAAGGACUUCCACAACUGUUUCGCCGAGGCGGUGCUUGCAAGCAAACCAGACAACGGUGUGAAUGGCGACUCUGAGUUCAUAGUUGGCUUGCGUCAGCUUGUGCACGGAAAGGACAGUCCAGAUAAGGUCCUAGUGAUGGAAGAUCCUCGUUUCAGUCACCUGGUCAUCAAGGAGAUCUCUUCAGAAGACGACUCAUCCCAGGAUGCGGGGGCGAGGAAGUCGACCUCAGUCAAACACCUGCUCAAGAGCGCUAAGACACCAAAGUCUGUAGAAAGAAUCGUUCGUCACGGGUUUGUCGCAAAGCUGGUUGCCACUCUGCAGUUGGACAACCAAAUUCCGGAGGCCGAGAUUCUCGGCUCGAGAGCCGAUGAGCUUGGUGUUGAUUCUCUAGUCUCCGUCGACUUCCGCACCUGGUUUUCUAGCGAGAUGUCAGUGGAGAUGCCCGUUCUCAAGCUUUUGGGCGGCUCUACGGUUCAAGAGUUGAUCACGUUUUCGUUGGAGAAGCUCCCUGGUGCCCUAACACCAAGCCUCGGAGAUGGCAAUGAAGAUGAGCCCGAAGAAGAGGAAACACCCCAGUUGACACGAGAUGCUUCUGGCCCUUCCAAGCCUAUGCAGAUCAUAGAGACUCAUGGCGCUGCGGCACGACCCACCAAGCAGCAAGCUGCGCCAGUCCCACUUCUCGAGAUGCCCAAGGUCCCAGACAACAUUGAGACAAGCAAACCAUUCAUGCCGACCGGUAGCUCCUCAAGAUCUUCGCCGUCGUUAUUAGAUGACGAGUUCAGCGAUAGUGAAGAAGACGGCGUGGUAUCUCUCUCAAGCUCGGCAGGGUCAGCAUCUCCUGAGCUUGUCACCCCAAGCAAGUUGCAAUUCAGUCAGGUGGAUCGUGAGAUUCCCAUGUCCGCUGGGCAAUCUCGAUUCUGGUUCCUCAAGCAUUUCGUCACCGACAAGUCAGCUUUCAACAUCACGUUCUGGGCUCACCUGAAAGGGAACAUCAGAGUCGACGCACUUUCAAAGGCUGUCGACACGGUGGCUCAGGCCCAUGAGGCCCUCCGCACCUCGUUCAUCACCGGUCGAGAUGGAACCCCUACUCAGUGCAUCAGGCCAAAGGCUCUGUUGAAGCUCGAGCACCGAUUUGUUCGCGAUGAGGGCGAUGCAAGACUUUUGUUCGAUGAGCUCAAAUCCCAUGAGUAUGACAUCGAGGCGGGAGAUCUGAUGCGUUUCCAUCUCCUGAACCUCUCGGAACAAGCCCACUUCCUUGUCAUCGGGUAUCAUCAUAUCAAUAUGGACGGCAUCAGUCUCGAGGUCUUGCUUUGUGACAUUGAGAAGGUUUACUUCGGGCAUCCGCUGUCGCCGCCAAUUCAGUACUCCGAGUACUGCUGCAAGCAAAGCCAAGACCUUCACUCGAACGCUUUCGCCGAUGAGAAGAGAUUUUGGGCAAAAGAGCUGACCAAUCCUGCACCGACUGUUCUACCCCUGCUCCCAUUCGCCAAGAUGACACAGCGGAAGCCGCUUGACAAGUACUCCCACAAUCAAGCCCAAAGACAGGUCGACAUUGCUGUGACUAGGGCCAUCAAGGCCGCUUGCCUUCUUACAAAGACUAGCAUGUUCCACUUCCUACUGGCCACCUAUGCUGUUCUGCUGCAUCGGCUUCUGGAAGUUCAAGACUUCUGCAUCGGCAUGGCUGAUGCUGGUCGAGAGAUGGGCACAUUUGCUCAGAGCAUCGGCAUGUAUCUGAACUUGCUUCCUUUGCGAUUCGCUAUGAGCAGCGGCCAGCGAUUCAAGGAGGUGUUGGAGAGCUCCAGGCGCAAGGCGCAAGCAGCAGUGGCUCACGGGCGCCUACCUUUCGACAUGAUUCUCCAAGAAGCAGACGUCGAGCGCUCUGAUACAUAUAACCCACUGUUCCAAGCCUUCCUCAAUUAUCGACCCGGUGUCAGUCAGAAUCGCACCUUCUGCGGAUGUCAAGGUCAAGGCGAGGACUUGGUCAGCGGGACGACAUCCUAUGACAUAAUGCUGGACGUCAUUGAGAAUCCAGACAGCGCUACUCUUCUUCGGUUCGACAUCCAAGGAUCACUUUACACGAAGGAAGAAGCCGAGACGUUGAUGGACACCUUCGUCACUCUCCUGGAAAGCUUUGCCAACAACACGGAUGUUCUUAUUGACAAGCCAUCAUUUUUCAACCAAGACGAGGCUCAGAAAGCACCAGUACUUGGAAGAGGCCCUGAGCAUGUUUCUGUGUGGCCAGAGACCGUUCUCCAUCGCAUCGACAGGAUUGCUAGUCAACAGCCCAAUUCGCUUGCAAUCACCAACGGUUUCGCGUCGUCACUCACGUAUUGUGGACUGAAGAGACGCGUGCAGGCCAUCGCCCAAACCCUCCUUCAGAGCGCCGGAGGACAACGCAGCGGGCUCAUCGGCGUACUCUGCGAGCCUUCAGUUGAUGCCGUCUGCGCACUGCUCGGUGCCAUGUGGGCCGGGUUCGCAUAUGUUCCUCUUGACCCAACCUUGCCUCCCGAACGCCUUGCUGUUCUGGUCAAGACAUCCCGGCCACUUCUCAUCCUAACUCACGCUAAGACCAUUGAUCGUCUUGCUGAUCUGGGAUCAACAGCUGAAUACAUCCCUCACAUCGACGUCUCUCAUCAGCAACCUGCCAGUUUGAACUCCGUGCCCAUCUCUGCCAAGCCUCGAGAACCUAUGGCGGUACAUUUUACAAGUGGGACGACGGGUACAACUAAGGGCUUAGUCCUCUGCCACGAUACGGUCGUUAAUGUCGUCGAGGCAUGCGCCGACAUCUAUCGGACAGCGUCCAACGUGGUUCUCCAACAGACAGCACUCAACUUCGACAUGGCCCUCUGGAAGAUCCUGGUUACCCUUUGCUCAGGCGGCAAGCUUGUCAUCGUCCCACAGGAGAAGAGACUCGACAUGACGACGAUAGCUCGUCUCAUUCGCCAGGAGGAAGUCACUCUUACUAUCGCCACGCCAUCUGAAUACUCCGCAUGGCUCAUGUAUGGAUCGGAGGAUCUUCAGCAUAACAGGCACUGGCAGAUUGCCGUCAUUGGCGGGGAGCAAUACUCAAUCUCGGUAGACAGCGGAUUGAGAAACCUGCAGCUUCCUCGCCUACGGCUGAUGAACUUCUACGGGCCUUCUGAAGUCAGCUUUGUCUCCCACUAUAUGGAGGUCUUCCCGGGGACGGCCUCCACCGACGAACCAGUACCUGUUGGCUCCCCCCUCCACAACUAUGCCGCAUACAUCUUGGAUGUAGCACAAAGACCUGUAGCCACUGGAAUGACUGGAGAGGUCUACAUCGCCGGCGCCGGUGUGUGCAAAGGUUAUCUCGACAAUCUGAGCUUAACCGAGGAGAAGUUUGUCGACGAUCCUUUCGUGCGUUCAGAUCUCGCAAGGUCUCAUGGCUGGACUCGUAUGUACAAGACUGGCAACAAGGGGAAGAUCAACGAGGAUGACACGCUGUCCAUCUUGGGGCGUAUCGAAGGCGACGCACAACUCAAGAUCAGAGGCGUCCGAAUGGAACUCGAAGAGAUCGAGAGAGCCAUCUUGAACAACUCGGACGGCCUGCUUGAUCAGGUUGUCGUCUCUCCCCGUGGGGAGGGCGAGAGCAAGUAUCUCGUGGCUCAUGCACUGCUGAGUGCCCGAGGGCGUCACAACACCAAUAUCGACGAGCAACUGAGGGACACCUUGCAAAACAUCACAAACCUCCCCAGAGCCAUGCGGCCAGCCACAAUAGUCCCUGUGACUAACUUGCCUCUGACCAUUCACCGCAAGGUAGAUCGAAAAGCUAUGGCAUGCUUGCCUGUGACCACGCCGGAGCUUCGACAAGCUUCCCCCGUCAGCCAGCAAGAAAGACCCCUCACCAUUGAGCAGCAUGAGAUGUUGCGCCUCUGGAGUCGCGUUGUAGGGCGCUGUCCGGCCGAGCUUUCCGGUCCUGCUUCUGCCAUUGACUUCUUCAAUCUCGGUGGCACCUCUCUUCAGCUCGUCGGCGUGCAAGCCGCCAUUCAGGCCCAGUUCGAUGUUUCUGUCCCGGUGGUCGAACUGUUCAAGAAGAGCAGCCUGGAAGCAAUGACGGCUCUUGUUGCCACUGAGAUUGAAUCAGUCAGUGAUGACGAGAGUGACGUUGAUUGGGAAUCCGAGACGGCCCUACCCGACCUUACGCCGGCCUCGAAGGAUCUACUCUCGCAACAUCCGACGGUAUCUGUUCGUCAGCCACCACGCGUAGUCGCUCUCACUGGCGCAACAGGCUUCGUCGGACGAGCUAUUUUACGUUCUCUCUUGGCCACACCCUCUAUUGAGAAGAUUCACUGCCUCGCUGUGAGAGACUCAACCCGCCUUGGCGAGAUGUGCAGCGAUCGAAAGGUAGUUGUCCACCAGGGCGACCUCCGAGACGCGUCUCUCUCACUCGAUGACAGCACGAAAGAAAUUUUGGCGCGGACCGUGGAUCUGAUCAUCCACAACGGCGCUGAUGUGUCCUUCUUGAAAUCUUACGCAGCUCUUCGGGCACCCAACGUCUCCAGCACUAAGUUCUUGGCAACCGAAAUAGCAGCGCCUCGACGGAUUCCGAUUACAUAUUUUUCCUCGGCCGUGGUGGGACGCCUCGCUCCAGAACUGGACGCCUUCGCGCCGGUCCCAAUGUCCCACCGUCCCCCUCCACCAGGAUACCGCGACGCCUACGGAGCUUCAAAGUGGGCAAGCGAAGCCGUCCUUGAGAACGCGAAUUGCGAUCUCGGUAUCCCGGUGACGACCCGCCGUCUCUCAAGCGUGACCGGCGCCGGCAUUCCGGAGUCCGACAUCAUGGGCAACCUAGUUGCUUACUCUGAGACGCUGGCAGCUGUGCCAGUGACCCAGAAGUGGAAGGGUGUCUUGGACUUCGUGUCUGUCGACCGCGUUGCUCAAGCUGUUGUUGCGGAUGCUAUGCGCCGAAGUCGUGUGGACGAGGUCCGAUAUCGCCACGACUGCUCUGAUGAAGUGGUAUCGCUGGAUGGAGAUGGUAUCAGCGGUUUCAUCAGCCAAAGACUACAGGGCAAGCCUGUCAAGGUUUUGCCAAUGACAGAAUGGGUUGGCAAAGCUAAGAGUGUCGGAAUGAGCGAUUUGGUAUGCACAUUUUUGGAGCAGGCUGAGAAGGAGUCAGGUAUUAUCACGUUUCAGAAAUUGCUGAAGUAG